GGGGUUUGUUUGAGCGGCUGCGACCAGGAUCAGAUCCGCUGUGAGUGUAGAUGGGUGUGUGAGACUCCGAUACCCCGCAAACCGCUCAAAAUAAACCCGGGGAGACAUUAAAGCACAUAUACGGCUGCCUCUCCGCCGGGAGAGGAGGAGCAGCGGGAGGGUUUUGCUUCCUGGACAGCCUCUCCGAACGGGUGAAUCGAGCCGGGCCAUGGCGCGGGAUUAUGAUUACCUCUUCAAGCUGCUCAUCAUCGGCGACAGCGGUGUUGGCAAAAGCAGUUUACUGCUGAGAUUUGCUGAUAACACAUUUUCAGGUAGCUAUAUCACCACGAUCGGUGUGGACUUCAAGAUUCGCACGGUGGAAAUAAACGGGGAGAAAGUCAAGUUGCAGAUUUGGGAUACAGCAGGACAGGAGAGAUUCCGGACAAUCACUUCCACGUACUAUAGAGGCACUCACGGGGUUAUAGUGGUUUAUGACGUCACCAGCGCAGAGUCGUUCGUGAACGUCAAACGCUGGCUUCAUGAAAUCAAUCAAAACUGUGACGACGUUUGUCGAAUAUUAGUUGGUAAUAAGAACGACGAUCCCGCCUCUAAAGUGGUGGAGACCAAUGACGCGCAGAAGUUUGCUGAGCAGAUGGGCAUCCGACUGUUUGAGACCAGCGCCAAGGAGAACGUCAAUGUUGAGGACAUGUUCAACUGCAUCACUGAGCUGGUCCUGAAGGCACGGAAAGAGUCUGUGGCCAAACAGCAGCAGCAGCAGCAGAGUGAAGUCAUCAAACUGAGUAAGAGCAGCAAACGCAAGAAGAAAUGCUGCUAAUGGACUGGACUCAGAUAUAUGUAUACACACAUACAUGCACACGCACACACACACCCUUAGAGAGCCAAUCGACAAAACGCCACUGAACUGACAAGAACCAGACAACUUAACACAUUUAAACUACCCAUGAGAGACUAGUAAUGAGAGAGAGAUAUCUAUAGAGAUUUACUAAUGAUGAGCCUGUUUGGAGUUUUUUGGGAGGACGCUGGGAGAAGAUGUUUUAGCAGGAUUGGAUUCCAGUGGCAUCACACUUCAUCCUUGUCUUUAUUUCCCAGAAGAUGCUCGCAGAAGUUUUAAAAGAGAAUGAAAUGUUUGCAUCUUGCAUCUUCGUCAUUGUUUCACAUCGCUGUGGAAUUAAACCAACAAGGCCAAAUGUGCGACUGCAGUGUUAAUGUGACGUAACCAACCGACACCCAUCAGGACCACGUAUAACAACAUGAAUUUUCAUGCACGUCGUCACGGACGGACGAUCUGCCCGUUAUGGACCAAGCGUGCGCUGCUCUGCCAAACUCCAAGAGACACUUGUUUUGCCUUUUGCUUUCUCUUUUGUCUUUCAUUUUUGUAAAAUUGUAUUUUUUUACUAACAAAUUAUACAAUCAAACACACAGUAGCGUUUAGUGAAUCUGGUGCCAUUGACUGAACAUUAUUAUAUUUACAAAGCUGGGAGGAAACGCUGAAUCUCAUGUGCAACACUGCGUGAAAGCGCGGAUUUAAAGGAAUAGUUAAUGCAAAAAUUAAUUAGCUGAAAAUGUGCUCACCCUCAGGCCAUCCAAGAUGUAGAUGAGUUUGUUUCUUCAUCGAAUUGGAGAUUUGCUCACCAAUGGAUCCUCUGCAGUAAAUGGGUGCCGUCAGAAUGAAAUUCCAAACAGCUGAUAAAAACAUCACAAGUAAUCCACACCACUUCAGUCCAUCAGUUAAGAGGCAAAGGAUGAAACAAAUCCAUCAUUAAGAUGUUUUCAACUAAAACACAAGUCCAUAAUCCAUAAUAAAAGUAUAUAAAAUUGGUCUGGUCUGAAUCAGGAGAGAAAUCUGCACAAAUCAAGCAUUUAAAAGUCAAAACAGGCGUUAAUUGAUGCACUGGAGUUGACUUUUGGAUUAUUGUGUUUUUAUCAGCUGUUUGGACUCUUAUUCCGAUGGCACCCAUUUACUGCAGAGGAUCCAUUGGCGAGCGUAAAAGCGCAGAUUUAAAUAAAUAGUUAAUGCAAAAUUAAUUAGCUGAAAAUUCCUUCAGGGCAUCUAAGAUGUAGAUGAGUUCAUUUUUUCAUCAAAUCUGGAGAUUUGUUCACCAGUGGAUCCUCUGCAGUGAAUGGGUGCCGUCAGAAGGAGUGUCCAAACAGCUGAUAAAAACAUCACAAUAAUCAACAAGUAAUCCACACCACUCCAGUCUAUCAAUUAACAUCUUGAGAAGACAAAAGCUGAAACAAGUCCUUCAUUAAGAGAUUUUUUUUUAACUAAAACAUGAGUUGAAUCAGUGAAUCAGGAGAGAAAUCUGCACAGAUCCAGCACUGUUAAAAGCCAAAACAGGCGUUAAUUGAUGCACUGGAGUUGACUUGUGGAUUAUUGUGAUGUUUUUAUCAGUUGUUUGGACUCUCAUUCUGACGGCACCCAUUCACUACGGAGGAUCCACUGCUGAGCAAGUGAUGGAUUGACACAUUUCUGUAAAUCUGAUGAAGAAACAAACUCAUUUACAUCUGGCCGCAACUUUUUCUUUUUGGGUGAACUGUUUUUUCAAAGGAAUAAUUCAUGCAGAAUUGCCCAUUCUGUUUUCAUUUACAUGCCCUUAUGUCAUUGCAAACUAUUUAGUUUCCUCAGUGGGUCACAACGUGAAAUGGAAGUGUGCGUUAUGAUGCUUUCACCCAAUGGAGAAGAGCAGCGUGAAUGUUCUGCUAAAUGUCUCCUUUAGUGUUUGACAUUAGGAAAGGGUUUGGAAUGACAUGAAGACAAGUAAAUGAUGACAGAAUGAUCAUUUUAAUUGAAUUUAUGGUUCUCAGUGCUGGUUAGAGUAUAAUCUCUUCAUAUUUUCCAAUUUGAAAGAGAAAGUGACCUCUUUAAAGCAAAUCAUGUGACUGUAACCUGCUGUAUUUGACUCCUCAGAUCUUCUGAACGCAAUCUAGUUCCUUUUCAGCAGGAAUAUCAAAACACCAGCGGCACUUGUGACUGAAAAUAUCACAUCUCGAAGAACCGAGUGUUGCGGGUGACGUUUUUGGACCCUGAUGCAUGAUUACAGUGACAGACUGUGGGAGAAUGAUUCUUGCUUUGAGAUGUUCACAGGGAAUCUGCGACAAAUCCUUACGAAACCACCGUUGUGCUAAUUUAUGUUCAUAUCAUUGAACGUCUGCUCUCUAUGACGCACCUACACGUGAGCGAACACGCAUGUCUGCAUGUGGACACUGACACAUGCGUCUGUGUGCUUCUGUUUAGUGUAAUGAUCUGGUGUACACUGGAAAAGAUGAACUGUUACUCAUAUUCAUUGUCCCAACACAAGUCUAACGAUAAUAAACAUUUUAAGAGAACAAAA
Molecule: messenger RNA, 3332 nt
Organism: Labeo rohita (rohu)
Lineage: Eukaryota; Metazoa; Chordata; Actinopteri; Cypriniformes; Cyprinidae
Gene: rab35a
Product: RAB35, member RAS oncogene family a
Exons: 6
Coding region: 209-814 (201 amino acids)
Biological process (GO): endocytic recycling
Cellular component (GO): plasma membrane; endosome membrane
Molecular function (GO): GTP binding; GTPase activity
Source: RefSeq, a predicted model, not a curated record